AACUAUCAGCAGCUUAACACCGCACAACACGACAAACUUUCAUCGGCUUAACACACAGAAUUGGAUUUAUACACGCUACCCAUAUACAACGAGAUAUGUAACUUAUAGCAGUUAAGUAUUCUUUGCUUGUUUUCUCAGAUGAAAAACUGCUGCCGUCUUCUCCUGGACAAAUCUGCUGCAGUUUUGCCUGCAGCCUAAUGAGCACUCAUGCACACCAUGGCAACAAUCGGUCCGUGCUCAGAUGCAGAGGACCUGUUGGCUUCUAUCCACCUCGAGAGGUAUCUAAACCACUUCCGUCAGGCCGGCUUUCUCCUCGCCCGAGACUUCUGUCAUGUGGACAAUGUGGCCCUAAACAGGGUAGGAGUCACUGCCACCGGCCACAGGAAGCGGAUCCUCAAACUGGUAGAGCACGUUCAGAUGAUCUGUCAGCAUCAAAGGAAAGAGCCACUGCUAGAUCGCUGUAAUUCAGAGUCGGACAUUCACGAGGUGACCCCUGUCAAAGCGGAGCCUCUCUCCCCUUCAGGACAUUCUGGAACGUCCUUUGAAGCCUUACGUAACAGAUCUGCCCCGAAUCUUUGUGCACAAGUGAGACGUUCAUUCUCUGAGCGCAGUACUACUGUUGUGAAGCCGGUACCCAAACCAAGAACUGUCUUCCACAAACUAAGAGAAGAAAAGAUUUCUUCACCAAAAAAACAUGAGGCACAGCCUUGCAGAAAGUCCUUGCAAGAUUCACAGUUUUUAAUAGCGGUAGAUGAUCAGAGUUUAUUCUCUAAUACGUCCAGAACAGACACUGUUAAAACGUCUACUGGAUCACCGCAAAGAUUUGCAGGGACCGAUGGACCAUCACCCCCCCUACCCCCCAGGUUAAAUCGAGGAAUCCUUCCCUCCACAUUGAAGAGAAUGUCAGACGAGGACCGGCACAGCUCCUCAACCCUCUCCACCCCCCCUGACUCUCCCUCCGGUUAUCAGUGUUCUCCUUUCACCAACACACCCGGUUCACCCCCAAGUCCUCCCUGCUCAGGGCUGGAGAUGGUCUCGAAUGAUAUCUACUGUGGCACUUUAUCAGACACCCCUCGCAUGUCGUGGAGUCGCGCUUUACCCGUUCCCCCUCCGCGCCAGGAGGUCAGCCUAUCUACUGAAAACCAUAGCACUUUAAAAAAUGUUUUUGAAACACCUGCAAGAAUGUCUGCGCCUGCUGAGGAGGAUGAUGAAAUGAUCAACCCAUACUGUGAAACAGUUUUUCAAAGCAAGAGACAAUAUCAACAUUCAGAGAUUGAGAGGACCAAAAGUGAGGAAAUGACUGGAACUUUAAAUAAGGAUAAAUUAAGAGAUGAUGGGCAGCGAAAUCAUUCUUGGUUGAAGCGUCUUGAUUCUCCAGGUUACUGUACAGUGGGUGAGCCCACCCCGGCCGCUCACUCCUUCUCCCUUCCUUCUAGCAUCUGCUCCAAUGAAGCGGACGAGGACCACACCAUCUCUCCCUAUGCCAGUUUUACUUCGCUGUCCGAGCGGGUGGCACCCAUCCUCAGCGGCUGGCUAGAUAAACUCUCUCCUCAAGGAAACUAUGUAUUCCAGAAGCGAUAUGUGAAGUUUGAUGGGAAGAACUUGAUGUACUACGGUAGUGAAAAGGACGCUUAUCCCAAAGGUGUGAUUCCCUUAGCUGCGAUCCAAAUGGCCCGUCUAGCCAAAGACAACAAAUUUGAGGUUGUGACAAGUCACAGGACAUUUAUCUUCCGUGCCGACAGUGACGUCCAAAGGAGCAAAUGGUGCUGCACAUUGCAGGAGCGAGUGAAGGAACAGCUGGUUUUUGGCCGCCCACGUUUUGGCCCCGGCAGUCACUGCCAAAAGAGCGGUUUCCUGGAGCUCAAAGGAACCAAGUCAAAGAUCUACGCUGCCAUUAUAAUGGAGCAGAUCUGGUUGUACAAGAGUGAGCAGUGCUUUAAGAAUGGGAUUGGAAUUACUGUAAUUGAUGCCAGAGGUGCUACAAUCCGUGAUGGGAAGGGCAAGAGCUUUGAUCUCAUUACACCUUAUAAAACCUUCAGCUUCACGGCAGAGUCAGAUCGAGACAAGAGGGACUGGAUGGAGGCCAUGCAGGAAUCUAUAGCAGAAACACUAUCUGAUUAUGAGGUGGCGGAGAAGAUAUGGUCCAACAGAUCUAACAAAAUCUGCGCUGACUGCAAAGCCAUCAAUCCAGACUGGGCGUCCAUCAAUCUCUGUGUGGUCAUCUGCAAGAACUGCGCAGGCCAGCACAGAGGUCUCGGCACAAUGGUGUCGAAAGUGCAGAGUCUGAAACUAGACACCAGCGUGUGGAGCAAUGAGAUCGUUCAGCUCUUUAUAAUGCUUGGCAAUGACAGAGCCAAUGAAUUCUGGGCGGCCAAACUUCUUGCGAAUGAAGAGCUGGACUGUGAUGCCUCUCCAGAACAGCGGAGGGAAUUUAUUACCCACAAGUAUCGUGAGGGCAGAUACCGCCACCCGCAUCCCAGUUUUAACACCCAGGAAGAGCUUCUUAAGGUCCUGUGCACCGCGGUGACCGAGCAGAACCUGCUGAAAACAGUCACUCAGAUUUUUGCAGACGCAGAGGCCCUGCGACUCUCCAACGCGAACGGAAAUAACAAGCGCGUGUCUCCACACUACUCAUACACGCAGUCUGCAGAUUCCUGCGUGUAUGAUGAGAUCAUGCAGGCCAUCCUGUACUCGGGCUUCCUUUACAAGUCAAGCUCCCUCAACAAAGGGACAUUAUCUCGCAGAACCAGAGACGCAGAUUUUCAAAAGUACUGGUGUUCGGUGGAGAAGUCCAUCCUCUUUUAUGAGUCCGACAGAUGUCAUGAGCCCAGUAUGAAGAUCGAUGUUAAAGACAUCAUCUGUUUAGGAGUCAGCAGGCCCGACUCCAUUAACAACAGCGGCUUUAUUGACAAAUUUCGAUUCACUUUCGAGCUUUACCUCACAUCUGAUAAACUGGUCCAGUUUGGCCUGGAGACUCCGGAUGCGUUGCACAGUUGGGUGAGAGCGAUCGGGAAGGCCACCACCCCUCUCAGCUGUCACUGCCUGCUGGCGCGAGAGUUCGAGCGAGUGGGCGUGCUGCGAUACAAGGCCAUGCUAGACCCACAGCAGUGGAAAGAAGGCUUCUUUGUUCUGCAGAAGUCCAACCUGUUCAUCUGUCCUGGAAAUGACGGUGCCGCUGAGGAUAUCAUAAACCUAAAGCGCCUCCAGGAGCUCAGUAUUGCAUCAGAAACUGAGAACCAUGAGAAGAAGGACAUCCUAGUUCUUGUUGAGAAAGGAAGGACUCUGCAUCUGCAAGGCAUGGGCCGGACAGAUUUCUCUCUGUGGUACACAGACAUCCAGAAAGCUGCGGGAGGAAAAGGAAACACCCUUAAAGACCAGCAGCUGAGCAGAAAUGACAUUCCCAUCAUCGUAGACAGCUGCAUUGCCUUUAUAACGCAAUACGGUUUGGGCCAUGAGGGUAUAUACAGGAAAAAUGGUGCCAAGUCCAGAAUCAAACUUCUCAUGGACGAGUUUCGUAAGGAUGCCCGGAAUGUGAAACUCCGUAUCGGAGACAAUUUCAUCGAAGACGUGACCGAUGUGCUUAAGAGGUUCUUCCGGGAAAUCGACGAUCACAUAUUCAUGGCUGAUCUGCACCCCUUCUGGAGAGAAGCUGCCAAGACACCGCAAAAGACACAGCGUUUGGACCGAUAUAAAGAGCUGAUCCGUGGUUUACCGCGAGUCAACAGAACGACAUUAGCGGCGCUCAUCAGUCACCUCUACCGAGUACAGAAGUGUGCUGACCUGAAUCAGAUGUGUACUAAGAACCUGUCCCUGCUGUUUGCUCCAAGCUUGUUUCAGACGGAUGGGAAAGGAGAACAUGAGGUCAAGAUCAUAGAAGACCUCAUUGAUAACUACUUAUAUAUUUUUGAUAUCGAUGAGGAACACCAAACACAGAUUGAACUGGAAAUCAGUUUGAUCACCACCUGGAAACACACUCAGCUCUCACAGGCAGGGGACCUGAUCAUUGAGGUUUAUCUUGAGGAAAAGAUACCAGACUGCUGCAUCACGUUAAAGGUGUCACCCACAAUGUGUGCUGAAGAGCUGACCAAUCAGGUGCUGUUCAUGAGAAACAUCCCUGCAGGGGAGAAAGACGUGUGGAUGACUUUUGAGGCCAUUGAGGAUGGAGAGCUUGAGCGACCUCUUCACCCCAAAGAGAAAGUUCUGGAGCAGGCCCUGCAGUGGUGUAAAAUGGCUGAUCCCAGCUCAGCAUAUCUGGUGGUGAAGAAGGUGCCCAGAGGAGAAGCAAUAGACAUUUUCACAGCCUACAAGAGUGAUAUAGUAAAGUCUGGAGUUCUGAAGUGUCGGGAUGAGCCGCCCAAACUCCUGCAGGGAAACAAAUUCCAGGAGCGAUUAUUUCAAAUUAAAGACCACAAACUGCUCAUGAAGGACAAAAAAAGCAUCAAGCCAGAGAAAGAGUGGCAACUGAAGACCUUGAAGAUAUACAUGGGGAUAAAAAAGAAACUAAAGCCACCCACAAUAUGGGGACUCACUGUGAUAUUGGAUAAACAGCAAAUGUAUCUCAGCUGUUCCUCUGAAACUGAAUCAUGGGACUGGAUGACAAAUUUACUUAAAGCACAGAACGAUGACCUGCGCCCGCCUGUGAUGAGACGGCACUCUUCCUCUGACAUUUCAAAGCAGAAAUUCGGCACAAUGCCACUGGUGCCCAUCAGAGGAGAGGAAAGCAAUUCCAACUCCACCAUGCUCUCAGCCAACCAGACUCUGAGGAAGCUUCACACGAGAAGGGCACUUUCAAUGUUUUUUCCCAUGAAGAUGCAGCAGGACUCAUUUGAGGAGCGCAUUGAAAGUCCCGAGCCUUUGUAUGAGGAGGUGGGCGACUUUGGCCUGCAGGUGCUCAAGUCUUUAGAAACAAGUUUCCUAUCCAGCACCCCUGCUGUGACACAGGAGGUGCCAGCACGGCCCGACAGCCUCGGACAGAGGAAGACUGCCUCCCUGGAUCGCAUGGUUGGCUCUAUCUCGGCUCACACUCUGAGCGAAGAAAGUACCUUGUCCUCUGGUGAAUCUAUAGACAUUCUGGGACAAGAAGAUCCCGGUGACUCUCUGCAGGUCACUGGCAGGCCCAGGUCCCAUAGAUCAUGUAGCCCAUGUAGUCCCCAACAAGAAAUGCUGUUACAGGAACUCUCCACUAUGUUCAUCAAGAAACCAGAGUCUAAAAAGCAACACACUACUGAGAACCUUUUCUGAAAGCACAGAUUAUUAGAAUAGUUGGCCUAGAUUGGUCCCAAAUGCAAAUUUGCUUUGGAAAUUUUAAUUUAUCUGACUGAUAUUGGAUAGUAAGAAAGCAGCAUUAGCAUGGUUUGAUUAUUAUUGUAAGUACUGUGCCAAAGCGAACACCAAAAUUAAGAUACAAGUCUAUAAAACUGCUAUAGUUGUUUUUAAAAAGUGGGUUAAAUGUGCUUUGCCUUGUGCAUCUCUUUGUCUCACUAAACUGACAUACCUCUCAGCAUUUUUCAGCCUGUCACCAUUUGACAAUAAGGUUUAUAUGUCUUUUUAUUGUAUUAGUUUUACCUAAAGAUGUAAUUACUUUUGAUUUAAAUUUAAUAACUGUUUUAUAUAUUUUGUACUGUUUCUUGGCUCAGUAUUGCAGUGUUUUCUGUAUGACAGUAAGACGUGAAUCUUAAUGCAUACUGUGUGUAUUACAUAAACAGUAGUCUUGUUAAAACAUUUAUCUUGGUGUUCCUUGGCUUCAUACAGAAAAUUAAAUGACUGCUGUUUGUGAACAUUUCUCCUGAGACUUCAAACUGUUUUUAUACAGUUUAUUGUAUUUAUUGAAUUAUUUAUAUAGACUAUUUGAAGUAUGAUCAACCACAGAAGUGAAGGCAAUUGAAAAAAAUGAAGGCAAUCACUGGAAUUAUUUUCAGGUUUGACAAUAGAGGGCAGUAUAGAUACAGCACAUCCUUUUCUGACAAUCUGCUUCAGCAUUUUCCAAAUUUCACUUCUCUUUAAAGGCAUUUAUUCAAGGCAUGUAUAAAGUCUAAUAACAAAAUAAAUAUCUGAUUUCACCACA
Triplophysa dalaica is the source of this 6064-nucleotide messenger RNA. RefSeq names its product ArfGAP with RhoGAP domain, ankyrin repeat and PH domain 3 (gene arap3). The transcript has 34 exons. Gene Ontology annotation, molecular function: phosphatidylinositol-3,4,5-trisphosphate binding; protein binding; GTPase activator activity. The coding region runs from base 208 to 5241 and encodes 1677 amino acids. The record is from RefSeq and is a predicted model, not a curated record. NCBI's taxonomy places the organism in Eukaryota, Metazoa, Chordata, Actinopteri, Cypriniformes, Nemacheilidae. Gene Ontology annotation, biological process: positive regulation of GTPase activity; signal transduction.